AUGCUGAAAGAAAAGUUGAUAGAAGAAGUGCGAAAAUAUCCGCUACUAUACGACCUUCGUGAUCCGAAAUAUAGUGACGUACAUAAGAAGGAAAAGGCAUGGAAUGAAAUCGCUAUUGUAUUGUCGCAACCAGCGUCAGAAUGUAAGAAGAUAUGGCAAAACUUAAGGGAAUAUCAUAGAAGAGCCAUUAAAAAGAAAGCAACUAAAAGUGGUCAGAGUGCUAAUACUAAUAAAAAAUGGCAAUAUGAAACUGAAAUGUCUUUUUUAUUACCACAUUAUAAAGAACGGUCUACAGUGACGUCAGUGGACAACACAGAUGAUGGUGAUGAUGAAAAUAGCUUAUCUGCUGCGGAAAUUCUUGCCAAUGUGACUAAUAAUGAAGAAUCUCAAGACUCGUCAAUUAUCUCGGAGCGUCCUGAAUCUUCGGUGUCUAUGUACGAUUCAUCUAGAUCAGUGUUUCCUGACAUUCCAAAAACGACAAAACGAAAGAAAUUGCAAGAAACAAAUCUCGACGAUAAAGAAAUCGAGGAGUUAUUGGAAUCUUCAGAAAUUGAAGAUUUCAUUCCAUCUGACGUAGACGUAGGUGACCCCGAGUGGUCAAUUCACCACGUAAGUGUAUCUAUACCUUCAACAUCAUACUCGGGAGAUUCUUCCUCCGAACCUGAAAGUGAUAAGGAAAACUCCCAAAAGAAAAGAAGACGACGUGGAAGAAAGCGUGGAAAAGGACGAGUAAGGGGUGGAGGCAGAGCAAACCAUCAAGCUUCUCCUCUUCUCUCCUCUCCUUCGGAGCGCGGAACAACAUCUUCAGGUAAUUGGAGUGUUAAAGAUUUCCACCCUCGUUUUCCUGAAUUGAUGCAACCAGCAUAUUUGUGGACUGACACGGUAGGGAAUGAGCGCUACAGUAAUGCAUAUGGCGAUUAUAGAGGGGGAUAUGGGCCAAUGAAUAGUGGUGGUUUUGGUCCAAUGAAUGGCGGUGGUUUUGGUCCUAUGAAUAGUGGAAAUUUUGGACCUCCGCGUAAUAUGGGCCCACCCCCUGGCAAUUUUGGACCUAGACCAUUAUUUCCUCCAGAAGAAAUGCAAAUGUUCAUGGGUAGAGGCUUUGGUCCCCAAGGUCCUCCUAAUAGAUUUAGAAAAAAUAAGGAUAAAGCUACUAGAUAUUUGAUACGCUGUGGAGUCCCGAAAGAGCACUUGAAGAACUUGCCCAGAGCACUGUUGCAAUUAAUAGAGCCACAGUAUUGCGGUUUGUGUGCUCAAGAAUUCAAUUCAUUUGCUAUAUCUCGCACACAUUAUGUUUCCAAAAAUCAUCUGAAGAAUCAGAAAAAAUGGUUAUCGCAACAAUCAGAAGGGGGAUUCCAACAAGCUAGAGAGAUCCCAUUUAAGUCACGUGAGUUGUACUGUGAACUAUGUGAUGUGCAUAUUACAUCUAAAUCUCAUGCUGAUUCGCAUUACGCCGGAAAACCCCACCGCGCUAUUGUAGAAGGUCGAAAAAUGCCCCGAAAUCCUGCUUUACUGCAGCGCAGUAUGUCUAACCGAUUGGAACAACUUAUUCGUCGUGAAAAGAAGAAUUUAAAGCCAUUGGAAGACGCAGAACUCAAAGAGGAGCAGGCUAAGGAAACCAAAACUGUCCAGUCGGAGCUGUAUUGCGACAUUUGCAAGACUUCUGUAACUUGCACCGAGCAAAUGACCAUGCAUUUGAAUGGUAAAAGACAUUUGCAAAAGGAAAAGCAGCAUAUUCUUAAAAUGAUGAAAGGCGACACCAAUGAUAAUAAGGACAACACAAAAGAAGGUGGUGAGGAAGAUGAUGAAAAUGAAGAGGAAGGAGAUGAAGGGGAAACUGAUAAAAAAGAUGACGGAGAAAAUGGAGAUGAAGAGGGAGACGAGGUAGAGGCAGUUGAAGGUGGAGACGCAGAAGCGGGCGCUGGAGGUGGUGAAGAUGAUUUCGAUUGGGGCAAUGGUAGUGGAACUUGGGAUGAACCUGAAACUAUUCAGUGGUAA
Parnassius apollo (apollo) is the source of this 1995-nucleotide messenger RNA. The record is from the annotation of a GenBank genome assembly. Lineage: Eukaryota; Metazoa; Arthropoda; Insecta; Lepidoptera; Papilionidae.